UUCGAUAAAAUGCCAAUGGCAUCUAAAUCAAGGCUAUCCCCCUUUGUUUUCUUCUUCAUCUUCCUGGCGCUAGCUACUACUCUAGCUAUAGCCAAGGAAGACCCUGAGCUGCAGCAGUGCAGAGAGAAGUGCCAAUACCAAAGGGGUUUUGACCAGCAGCAGAAGGAACGGUGUGUAAGCCAAUGUGAAGAUUACAGCAGACACAAACACGGUGGUAGUAGCCAUGAUGACUUGUUGUGGGGGAAACAGAAAAGCCCAGCGGAGAAGCUGAGCGAGUGUCGUCAAACAUGCGAGAGAAAAACUGAUCAACAACGUCAUGAUUGCAGAGACCAGUGCUGGGAGGAUUACAAGCGACAGGAAAAGAAACAUGCCGGCGGCAGCAGCGAUGCAGAAGAGUUUAAUGUAAUUCAUCCCACAAGGGAACCCGAAAAAAGGUACAAGGAGUGUAUCGAACAGUGCAAAAGUAAGGAGGGGAGAGACAUAGAACUGUGCCAUAUCCGGUGCGAUAAGCAGAGGAGGAAAGAGGCCGGGAGCAAACAUGAGAACCCAACUCACCGAGGAGAGGAAGAGGAAGAAGAAGGAGAAGGAAAAGAGAGGGAGAGGAAUCCAUACGUGUUCGAAGAUCAACACUUUCAGACCAAGUUCGAGACAGAGCAUGGAAGAGUUAGGCUUCUUCAAAACUUUGCAGAAAGGUCAAAGCUACUCGUCGGCCUCGUCAACCAUCGCGUCUCCAUCCUCGAAGCGAAUCCCAGCACUUUCAUAGCUCCAUACCAUACUGAUGCCGACGGCCUCUUCUUCGUGGCCGAGGGUAAAGCAACUAUAAGCUUGGUUCGUGAGGACAAAAGGGAGAGUUUCAAUCUGAAGAGGGGAGAUAUCAUCCGAAUCCCGUCCGGUACAACAGUCUACAUGAUAAACAGAGCUAGAAACCAGAAACUCGUUGUGGUGAAGCUUUACCAGCCCGUCUCAACCCCAGGCCAUUACGAGUCAUUCACCGGUCCCGGAGGUAAAGAUCCCGAAUCCUUUUUCAACGUUUUCAGUCCAGAACUGCUCGAGUCUGCUUUCAACGUUAAGAGGGAGAAAAUUCAGAGGCUGUUUGAAAAACAGAACCAAGGAGUGAUCGUGAAAGCUUCUGAACAGCAGAUUAAAGCCAUGUCACAGCACGAGUCAGGUGGUGGAAUCUGGCCAUUCGGAGGCGAAUCGAAGGGUCCUUUCAAUCUGUUCGAGAAGGCUUACGCCUCUCAAUCUAAAUCAAACCAAUAUGGACAGUUGUUUGAGGUUGCUGCCGAUGACAACAAAGACUUGCGCGAACUGAACGUUGGCGUAUCCUUUGCCAACAUCACCAAAGGAUCGAUGACAGCCCCAUUCUACAAUUCCAAGGCCACAAAGAUAGUCUUAGUGAUCCGUGGUGAAGGUUAUUUCGAAAUGGCAUGCCCUCACUUGUCCAAAUCUGGACAGCAACAACAACAACAACAGCACUACGAAAGAGUGAAAGGGCAGUUGCGAAAAGGCGUCCUCUAUGUAGUACCUGCCGGACAUCCUGUCAUCACGGUUAGUCAUGGCAGUCAGAACCUGGAACUUCUCUGCCUCGAUGUAAACGGCUUGCAGAACGAGAAAUAUACAUUAGCUGGGCGGAGGAAUAUAAUAAGGCAGCUGGAGAAGACUGCGUUGGAGUUGUCUUUCGGCGGGGUACAGGAGAAAGAAAUCAGGGAAGUGUUCGAGAGCCAAUCCGAAGAGUUUUUCUUCAAGGGACCAUCUCAAUCUCAGCAGAUGCAGCAGGAAGAUGGUUUUGCUGCUGAAUGA
Molecule: messenger RNA, 1800 nt
Organism: Impatiens glandulifera
Lineage: Eukaryota; Viridiplantae; Streptophyta; Magnoliopsida; Ericales; Balsaminaceae
Product: vicilin Jug r 6.0101-like
Exons: 2
Coding region: 10-1800 (596 amino acids)
Source: RefSeq, a predicted model, not a curated record